GUAAAAUCUUAUCUAUUCGCGAGAAAAGACGCCUCGCUGCUCCUUCCUUUCAAUUUUCAUAUUCUCACAUCUGAAUUUAUCUCUUUUCUUUUUAUUAUAUCUCAUAAGCCAGUCCCAGAUUAAGAAUGUAAGAUGGAGAAGGGUGAUAGAGGGAAAGAGCAUUCUAGGGAUCGGAUUAGUGAAUUACCUGACGCAAUUCUAUUGAUGAUUCUUUCCUUUUUGACCAUUAAAGAGGUAGCAAACAUAUGCUUUCUUUCCAAGAGGUUGAAAAAUUUGUGGCCCAACAUUUUUUCUUUGAACUUCGAUGCUUCAUCCACAUUAGCCGAGCUUCGGAGGAAUGACAAAUUAAGGAAAAAUAAGAGAUCUUGGUACAUAAACUAGGUAAACCAAGUACUGGAAUUGCACCAAGGAAUCACUUUAAAUGAAUUUAGGGUUUGUUUUUAUUUGGAUUGGACUUGCAGACAUAUAUUGAUACCUGGUUUUGUUUCGCUAUAUCGAAGAGGGUUCGGAAACUUGAACUCGACUUUGAAGAAGUAGCAGAGGAAACUUGGCCGCCAGGUUUGAGAUCCUUUUCUUUAACCAAAAGUUGUUUCGACUAAAUUCGAGCUCCUCCCCGGAUUAUCUUGCAUCGGAUCGUUGAAUUCCUUGUGUUUUAGAUUUGUAAAAGUUAGUGGGGUGGUUCUUGAGCACUUCCUUAUACACUGUCCUCUGCUUGAAAAGUUAGUUGUGGAGUGGUCAAAAACUCUAGUGAGUCUUAAAAGUUUCUAGUUCGUCACCUUUAUGGCUGCGAUAUUUGGAGAUCCGAUCUUGCCUCACUUUGCAAAACUCGAGAUUUCUGCUCCCAAUUUACGGACGUUUCGGUAUUAUGGACAAAAGAUGGCAUUGUAUAUUGAAAAUGCUCCUGUACUGGCUGAUGUGCUUAUAUGUGGGAACUUAGAUGAUGAACCGGCUUUUUCUUUUUGCCCUCUUUCAAGCUAUCUUGGUCAGUUAGAGACUCUUACAUUGGAGAUGAGUGCUUAUAAUAUGAUGUUUCCGAAAUUCCCUGAAUUGACAAAGCUUAGGCACUUAGUAGUAAGCGCGUAUGGUGGAUAUGAUGACGAUCUCCUUGUAUUGACUUUCUUGAUCGAUGCAUCUCCUUCCUUGAACAAACUAUCGUUGGAGUUAAAAAUAUGGAGGUCUUCUACAUACCAUCAUGCACAUAGUUCUAGUAGUGUAACCGGAAAGCCUAUCCCUAGUCUUAAAGAGCUAGAGAUUGUCGGGUUUAGAGGUUUUAAAAUCGAUGUCAAUUUCGUUACGUAUCUACUCGAGCAUGGAGAAAUGAUCGAGAAGAUCACUAUUAAUUGUUGCCAUCCAAGUUGGAUUGGGCAAAUAUGGGAUUGGGAGUUUAUCAAAGAAAGAGAAAGGCAAGAGAGCACGCUCUACAACUCGAAUCAAAAUCAUCUCCAACAACUGAAUUUGUAGUUGUAUAAUAAAGUUUGUUCAGCCUUGCAAGUUGAUCCUUGCUGGUUCACAGGCGCCUUUAUGUUACUCGAAUCGAGUCCACCGUCCGAUGGCCAUCUAGUGUUAUUAAAGAGGCUGAGGCUGGUGUUUUGGCCAGGUUUAGGGGUCCCCAAGUUCAAGGUUGGGGAUUAGAGGGUACUCUAAUUUCCAAUGAGAAUUUUGCAGGGUUUUAAUUGAGCUGAAUAAUUAUUGG
Hibiscus syriacus is the source of this 1693-nucleotide messenger RNA. RefSeq lists its product as uncharacterized. The coding region runs from base 781 to 1461 and encodes 226 amino acids. The record is from RefSeq and is a predicted model, not a curated record. The transcript has 4 exons. NCBI's taxonomy places the organism in Eukaryota, Viridiplantae, Streptophyta, Magnoliopsida, Malvales, Malvaceae.